CACAAGCACCACUUUUGGCAGUCUCAGACCAGUCACACACCAUGUUCUCUGGUCGUGCGGUUCCUGUCGCCAAGCGACCGAACGUGUUUGGCGACGACGACGACGACGAUGAUGCUGCUGCCUCCAAUAAUAAUCAUCAUAGCAGCAAUGCCAGUCGCGCCAAGCUCGCACGAUUGCAAGACGAGGACGACGACGACGACGAUCAACCGUACCGAGCGACCACCUCGGCUGCCAAGAGCCGCCCUGGAACAGUCCAUCAUCACGAUGACGACGACGAGGACAAUGACCACGAUGACGAGGACGCGCUGGCCAGGCUUCGAGCCCGGCGACCGGCUCCAGCGAGCUUUGUCGCGUUCGACAGCGAAGAGGGCGCGGAGCACUCGCGACGGAGGCCGCCUGCACAUGCAGCGUUUGGAAGUGAUCCUGAAGACGGUGCCGGUGGCCGCGAUGGCAAGGCGAUGGAGACAGAUCGAGCAAACGCUGCUGCACACCAAGCCGACGACGAGGAUGAGGACGACGAACUGGAAGCGUACAUGGCGGAUAUGAACGCCAAGGCAGCGGCAAAGACAUCAUCAACCAACAAGAGUGCACUCCGAUUGGACGUCGAUAAUGAGGACGACCAAGAGUCGUACUUUCGAGAGCGAGAAGAGUACUUGCUCGCCAACCCAGUCAACUCGGACGACGAGGAGCCAACCGAAUAUGACAGUGACGACAAUCCGAUUGUUGUCCGAAAGAAGGAAAUCGACCCCCUGCCUCCAAUCGAUCACGGGGCCAUCCAGUACCGUGAGUUUGAAAAGGACUUUUACUCAGCGCACAGCGACAUUAGCGGCCUGGACCCGCUGGAGGUGGACUCGCUGCGGCGUAAAUUGCAACUGCGCGUCUCGGGCUCGAACGUGCCGUCCCCGUGUGUGAGCUUUGGUCACUUUGGCUUUGAUUCCCCGCUCAUGGCAGCCAUCUCAAAACAUGGCUAUACCCAACCAACGCCCAUUCAAGCGCAAGCAGUUCCCGUGGGCUUGUCUGGGCGCGAUAUCAUCGGCAUUGCCAAAACCGGCUCUGGCAAGACGGCCGCUUUCUUGUGGCCAAUGCUCGUGCACAUCAUGGACCAAGACGAACUAGACGUCGGCGAGGGGCCCAUCGGCGUGAUUGUAGCGCCGACGCGGGAGCUGUGCCAGCAAAUCUACAACGAAGCGACAAAGUUUGGCCGCGUGUACGGUCUCCGUGUCGCUGCCAUCUACGGUGGCGAGAGCAAGUACGAGCAGUCAAAGGUGCUACAGCAAGGAGUUGAAAUCCUUGUGGCUACUCCAGGUCGUCUGAUUGAAAUGCUCAAGGACAAGCUGACCAACAUGCUGCGCGCUACCUUCUUGGUGUUGGAUGAGGCCGACAAAAUGUUCAACAUGGGCUUUGAGCCACAAGUCCGCUCCAUUAUUAAUCGCAUCAGGCCGGACCGGCAAACUUUACUGUUUAGCGCGACAUUCAAGAAGCGAAUCGAACGGUUGGCUCGCGAUGUGUUGACAGAUCCCGUUCGGAUUGUGGUUGGCGAUGUUGGCGAGGCUAAUCAAGAUGUCGCUCAAACAGCGGUCAUUCUCCACUCGGACGACGAAAAAUUCUCUUGGUUGACAUCACACAUUGUCGAAUUCAUGUCUACUGGUUCAGUCUUGGUAUUCGUCACGAAAAAGGCUGGAUGUCAACUUGUGACAGACAAGCUGAAUAAGGCGCACUUUGAAGCUUCGGCCCUUCACGGCGAUGUAGACCAGAACUCGCGCAAUACAAUUAUUGCCAAAUUCAAGCGCAAAGCAUUCCCCAUUCUGGUGGCCACCGAUGUUGCUGCACGCGGUCUGGAUAUUUCGCACAUUCGAACGGUGGUCAACUUUGAUGUGGCACGAGACAUUGACACGCACACGCAUCGUAUCGGCCGCACGGGUCGUGCAGGCGAGAAAGGCUCGGCAUACACACUGCUGUCAUCGAAAGACGCCAGCUUUGCGGGUGAUUUGGUGCGCAACUUUGAGAGUGCCAACCAACCCGUGUCGCCGCAACUGCUGGCCCUGGCGAGCCAAAAUGCUGCCUUCCGCAACACGCGCGGCGACAACUCUGGCCAUCGGCGCACAGGCGGCGCGGGCAUUGGCUUUUCCGAUCGCGGAGGUCGUGGUGGUCGUGGCGGGCGAGGUCGUGGUCGAGGUCGUGGAGGGAGCCAUGGCGGUUGGAGCGCGGCAUCCGACAGCUCGCACGAUUCGCCCAUGGACGGCGGUUGGGUUGGCAGCAGUAGCAGCCGCGGUGGCGGUGGCGAGUUUGGCAACAACAACAACAACAACAACAACAACAACAACAACAACAGCUCGCGAUUCGUACGCUCCUCAGAGUUUGGCGCCCCUCCGCCAGGCGCAGCCCCUCAAACGGCGUAUCAGCCAGCGCCUUCUCAGCAACAAUGGGGCAAUCAACACCGCUCAGGCCUCGGGUACACGACGGCGAGCGCAGCUGCGCCCCGUCAACGUCUGAAUCUGAGCGACGUGCCUCCGCUGCUUCCGGCUCAGUUUCCAAGACUGACACCGUCUGGAAGCGAGCCAGCUUCAACAUUGCCCGGUGGAGCCGUGCCGCACUCGAGCGGUUCGAUUCACCCUUCCCGACUGGGUUUGAUCCAACCCAAUCCGCCAGGAGGGUCGUCAGGCUCGCGAUGAUGCAUUGAUUUUCAUUUUUUUUCCAAUACAAUAGUCACACACAGUA
Capsaspora owczarzaki ATCC 30864 is the source of this 2718-nucleotide messenger RNA. RefSeq names its product DEAD/DEAH box helicase. The record is from RefSeq and is a predicted model, not a curated record. Gene Ontology annotation, molecular function: ATP binding; RNA helicase activity; nucleic acid binding. Lineage: Eukaryota; Filasterea; Ministeriida; Capsasporidae. The coding region runs from base 42 to 2672 and encodes 876 amino acids. The transcript has 9 exons.